UUUACGCCACGUAAUGUGUUUUGCGCGUUGCUAGACUCGUAUAAUGCGUAGAGAUUGUUGAUCGAGAAAACGAGAUUGUAGAAACGAUCUUUGUGAGUUUCGUUCGUUGUUUUAGCUUACACGUGAAAGCACGCUGUACGGCCGUGCUUGCGGUAAUUCAGCAGCGCAAUCGCGGGUGACUUGUCAGUCACGAGCGGCCAUUUUGUAAGCGAUUCUGAUUCUUUUUGAUUCCACGCUAUGUCAGAGGCCGAGGCGUUGUCGCAGAAAAAGCAGCAGCCGUUUCAUCCGCAGCAACAGCAACUAGGAGCAGGCCCGAUGGCGAAUAUGGCAUGGCAAUACCCGUCUCCGAACAAUAUGCACAUGUUUCCUCCGUACGGCGGACACAUGUAUGGUCCUGGUUAUCAAGGUGUACCACACCAAGGACAGGUGUUUAAUUAUUAUCAAACGAUGAUGCCAGGAUACGGUCAGCCUUUUAAUCCACAGCAGAUGCAGCAGCAUCAACAUCAACAUCAGCAGCAGCAGCAGCACCAACAUCAGCAGCAGCAGCAGCAACAACAGCAGCAGCAGCAGCAGCAGCAGCAGCAACAACAACAACAGCAGCAGCAGCAGCAGCAACAGCAGCAGAAUAACAACCAAUCAAAGCAACAGUUACACCAGCAACCUCCUAUACCUGGGACCCCGAUGGCUCUAGAUGAUGAAUCUGAUCUUCCUCCAUUGCCACCUGGUCCACCACCAGCACUUCAGUCGACUCAGCAGCAGAAUAAUCAUAUACAGCAGCCGAUGCCUUUCCAAGGAAUGAUGUAUAAUUCAUACUCUGCUUAUGGCAAUUGGAACAUGCACAAUGAUCCCUCUUCUCAGUACAAUGGGCAGAUACGUUUCAAUUUACCGAAUAAGAAAACCGGCCUCGGGUACACGCCGUCCGGCAAUAGCGGCGCCGCGAAGAAAAAGCGUAAGCGGAACAAAAAUUUAGCAGCUCAAUUCAACAAUAGCUUUCAGGGGAACAACGUGACAAACGGAUCUUUUAUACCAAUGCCUACUACGAAGCCGGCGGAACUACCGCCGCUGCCGCCCGUGAAAUGCGAGGUGGCGGCAGCUCCACCGCCGCCUAGCGAGGAGCCGCCAGAUAUCACACCACCUGAUACUUCCACUCCAGCGGUACCCGUGAAAGUGACUCCCAACAUCGGUACACUGCCUGCCGCCACCCCUUCUAUAACAGCUACUACUCCUAGCCCGGUGGGUGACUGGCCCGAUAGUCUAAAAAACUACGUGAAUCGAUGUUACGAGAAAUGUAAGACGUCGUUCGACAAGGAUCAGGUUGAGAUCAUAUUGAAGGGCAAGAUUACACGUGCUGCGAAUGACGGCUCGCUCUGGGUAAAGGACUGGGACCAAGAGCAAUUGCCGCUUCUCCACAGCGAGCGGAUGACUCUGCAAAUCGCGAAGCCGCCGCUAAAGAUGCUGCCAAUUCCUGUGGGGAACCCAUUAGUGAACGCACAGGGAGGCCUGCGCAAGCCCGGCCUUUCCACCUCACUCGGGGCUCGGCUUGGCGCGCGUCUCUCUGUGACGCACAGCAGGCGAUCGAGGUCGCGGUCGAGGUCUAGAUCGAGGUCGAGGUCAAGAUCCAAAUCGAGGUCGCGAUCCCGCUCACGUUCUCGCUCACGUUCGCGCUCGCGUUCGCGUUCGCGCUCCAGAUCGACCCGUUCGCGUACACGUAGCCCGCCUGUUCGUCGAUACCGACGGAGCACUUCCUCGUCGUCGAAUCUUAGCGAUCGGGAACACGACUACAAGGUGUUGAAAAUGAAAAAGUCCGCGCGCAACAAGGCCAAUCACGGCGGCAAGAAGACGAAGAAGACUAAGCAGGCUAAGUCACAUUUCUAUAGCGAGUUUGGUUUAACUACAGGCAACGCCGACGAGCUAGGCUCCAAGGAGAAGCUGCAGCAGCGCGCCGCCAGAUUUAACAACGGCAUCUCCCGGACGAUCGGCAGCAGCGUUAUUAGAGACGAUUCGGCGGAUUUCGACUUCACUGGACUCCACAUCGUCGGCACGUGCAAGGAUCUUGAAAAGCCUUAUCUGCGCCUUACUUCGGCUCCCGCUCCUUCUGCAGUUCGACCGGUAAGUGUACUUCAAAAUUCUUUGGCCCAUGUCAAGAAACGUUGGCUAGCCGAGCAGGACUACAGAUACGCUUGCGAUCAACUGAAAUCCAUCCGGCAAGAUCUUACCGUCCAAGGUAUUAGGGACGCAUUUACUGUGCACGUGUAUGAAACCCAUGCCCGUGUAGCUUUAGAACGCGGUGAUCACGAAGAGUUCAACCAGUGUCAAACGCAGCUGAAAAUGCUAUAUCAGGAUCUCGGCGGCGAGAACCGAUGCGAAUUCAUCGCGUAUCGGAUACUUUACUACAUCUUCACCAAGAAUACUCAAGAUUUAACGACUAUUUUAGCAGCGCUCACACCAGAAGACAAGGUCGACAAAUACAUACAGCAUGCAUUAAAAAUACGCUCGGCGUGGUGGCUGGGCAAUUUCCAUGCUUUCUUCAAAUUGUACAGGCAGACGACGCAAAUGUCCACCUUCCUGAUGGACUGGUUUAUUGCAAGAGAGCGGAAGAUGGCAUUGAAAUUUAUGAUAAAGUCCUACAGGCAAAAUUUGGCGGUUCAUUUCGUCGUAGCGGAAUUGGCCUUUGAGUCUUCGGACAAGUUUUAUGAAUUUGUCAGUGAGUUCGGCUUGGUUUACGCCGAUCUCGCUCGACAGCUAAUCGACUGCAAGGCGAGCAGUGCUAAUCUAGGUGGUUGGUAGAUGGCUGCGCCGCUCUACUCUACCUUUCCCCCCGUGUGACGGAAGAUUAACGUAACGCGAAUGAGAAGGUCGCACGCUCCAACCAUACGCGUGUGUGCACGCACACGUGAAAAAAAAAAAAA
Messenger RNA from Harpegnathos saltator (Jerdon's jumping ant), 2909 nucleotides. RefSeq names its product leukocyte receptor cluster member 8 homolog. The record is from RefSeq and is a predicted model, not a curated record. Gene Ontology annotation, cellular component: nucleus. The transcript has 6 exons. The coding region runs from base 238 to 2787 and encodes 849 amino acids. NCBI's taxonomy places the organism in Eukaryota, Metazoa, Arthropoda, Insecta, Hymenoptera, Formicidae.